CAGAGUCAGAAGGGAACACAAGACAAAGCACAUCACAAGCAGCUUUCGUUUCCAAUCUUAGGUUCUUGAUCUUGCAAGCAGAGAGUACAAGCUCCGCAGAAGGGAAAGAGGCAUUAAGUUGCAUAUUGUUGCAUUUAGUUGGAUCAGAAUGGAGCAAGGGCAUGGACAGCCCCCUGCUAUAGUCAGUAGUACAUCUCAACUGCAAUACGGAACAAGUCCGUAUCAGCCUAACCAAAUGCUUGCUGCCUCAAAUCCUGGAUCAGUUACUGGUCAGCCCGUGGGAGCUCAGCUUGCACAGCACCAACUUGCCUAUCAGCAGAUCCACCAACAACAGGAACAGCAACUCCAGCAACAACUUCAGUCUUUUUGGGCAAAUCAGUAUAAAGAAAUUGACAAAGUUACCGACUUCAAAAAUCAUAGCCUUCCCUUGGCUAGGAUCAAGAAGAUCAUGAAGGCUGAUGAGGAUGUGAGAAUGAUAUCAGCUGAGGCACCAGUUAUAUUUUCCAGAGCAUGUGAAAUGUUUAUUUUAGAGUUGACAUUGCGGUCUUGGAAUCACACGGAGGAGAACAAGAGAAGGACACUGCAGAAGAAUGAUAUUGCUGCAGCAAUCACUAGGACUGACAUCUUUGAUUUCCUGGUUGACAUUGUGCCUAGGGAGGAUCUGAAAGAUGAAGUGCUAGCAUCAAUCCCAAGAGGAACAAUGCCUGUCGGAGGACCUGUUGAUGCACUCUCUUACUGCUAUAUGCCACCUCCACAUGCACCUCAGGUUGGAGCUCCUGGGAUGAUAAUGGGCAAGCAUGUGAUGGACCCAGCUAUGUACGCCCAGCAGUCUCACCCCUAUAUGGCACAGCAUAUGUGGCCACAAGGAUCAGAGCAACAGCAGUCGCCCUCAGAUCAUUAGUAACUUUAGAAUUAAUGGAAAUAUCCCUCCUGAAAAGGUGCAGUCAAGAAUGGAGCUGAAAACAAAAGCAUGACUUUUUGUAAAUAAUAUGCUGAAAAGAUUAUAGCUGAUUGAGCUUUCUUUUACAGCCCCUUCUAGACUUUAAUGUUAGCCUCUCAUUUUUUUAUGAGCAAGGCAGGUCAAAACAUGUAUAAAUGGAAAUUGUAUUGUUCGAUUCCAUGUUUAGCACAGAACAUAUUUAUUUU
Messenger RNA from Populus nigra (black poplar), 1146 nucleotides. Its product is annotated as nuclear transcription factor Y subunit C-3-like. NCBI's taxonomy places the organism in Eukaryota, Viridiplantae, Streptophyta, Magnoliopsida, Malpighiales, Salicaceae. Gene Ontology annotation, biological process: regulation of DNA-templated transcription. Gene Ontology annotation, cellular component: nucleus. The transcript has 4 exons. Gene Ontology annotation, molecular function: protein heterodimerization activity; DNA binding; DNA-binding transcription activator activity, RNA polymerase II-specific. The coding region runs from base 149 to 901 and encodes 250 amino acids. The record is from RefSeq and is a predicted model, not a curated record.